Penicillium verrucosum is the source of this 267-nucleotide messenger RNA. RefSeq lists its product as uncharacterized. NCBI's taxonomy places the organism in Eukaryota, Fungi, Ascomycota, Eurotiomycetes, Eurotiales, Aspergillaceae. The transcript has 2 exons. The record is from RefSeq and is a predicted model, not a curated record. Bases 1 to 267 code for a protein of 88 amino acids.
AUGUCUAACGCCAUAUACCUGGCAAUGCGAGUGCUGCGUCCUAGACCUACGAAGGCAGAGAAGAUACCGGUGAACAAAGUACUCGAAGAUCGCACCGAGGAAAUACUGAGUGAAUUUGACGCGUUUGAACACUAUUUCGCAAGACGGGAAUCUUGGGGCCUUCUAGCUGACAAGAGACUUAUGGCUAUAAGCUUUAGAGCAUAUAAGGUGAAUGCUAGUGAUCUGGCUCCAACGGCUCCUCCGAUUUUGCGACCGCGAUCUAGCUAA